This is a messenger RNA of Botrytis porri, 390 nucleotides long. RefSeq lists its product as uncharacterized. Bases 1 to 390 code for a protein of 129 amino acids. Gene Ontology annotation, molecular function: structural constituent of ribosome. Gene Ontology annotation, cellular component: mitochondrial large ribosomal subunit. NCBI's taxonomy places the organism in Eukaryota, Fungi, Ascomycota, Leotiomycetes, Helotiales, Sclerotiniaceae. The record is from RefSeq and is a predicted model, not a curated record. The transcript has 4 exons.
AUGAGAGCUGGCUGCUUCACAUUGAGCAUCCAGACCACAACUACACCCCCCAGAACCUUUAUAGAACAUCGAAAGUCUCAUGCUUCGGUAGCAAACAUGAUCACAAGAUUCAUCACCGAAGUCUCAACAGUCUUCAAUCCCUUCUCUCCCAAAGCCAAAACCGCUCGGUUAUUUCUCUCAGUUCUCCCACCAAAUGCACGACAGACCAUGAAGAUCGAUACAAAGAUACUCCCAAGAGCAUCUAAAGAACGGAGUCUUGUGCGCCUUAAGUUUAAGGAUGGAAAAGAAAUGAAGUUGGACGCAGAGAAACUUGGUAUUAGAGGUGUAUCUGAUGAGGUAGAUAGACAUUCACGAAUUUUAGCAAGGCAGGAGGAAUUGACCGGAAAUUGA